AUGAACGUGGCCUUGUUCGCCGCCGCAGCCGCGAUCAUGGGCUACGCCGCGCAUCUCUCCUACGUCAACGUCGCUCCUCAGCAAGCUCGUACCAGAGCUCGUGAUGAGUUCGUCAAGGAACGAAUGCGACAGAGGCAUGGCUAUGGCAAAUGA
Messenger RNA from Linum tenue, 153 nucleotides. NCBI's taxonomy places the organism in Eukaryota, Viridiplantae, Streptophyta, Magnoliopsida, Malpighiales, Linaceae. The record is from the annotation of a GenBank genome assembly.